Chaetomium fimeti is the source of this 602-nucleotide messenger RNA. RefSeq names its product ribosomal protein L14b/L23e. The record is from RefSeq and is a predicted model, not a curated record. Gene Ontology annotation, biological process: translation. The coding region runs from base 124 to 516 and encodes 130 amino acids. The transcript has 3 exons. Gene Ontology annotation, cellular component: mitochondrial large ribosomal subunit; ribosome. Gene Ontology annotation, molecular function: structural constituent of ribosome; large ribosomal subunit rRNA binding. NCBI's taxonomy places the organism in Eukaryota, Fungi, Ascomycota, Sordariomycetes, Sordariales, Chaetomiaceae.
CGCGAACAAUUUUCCAGGGCCGGCAUUGGCCGAAAGUUGAAGUGGGCUUCGACGUCAAAAGUCCAAGACAGUCAGUCAACACCACUGCGGGCGGGCAUCGUGUGAGAGGCAAACGAUUUCAAGAUGAUCCAAUUAAAGUCGAUGCUGAACUGCAUCGACAACUCUGGCGCGGCCAUUGUCGAGUGCGCCAUGGUCAUCGGGCAGAAGAGGCACGCAUCGAUCGGUGACAGGAUAGUGGUGGUCGUUCAGAAACAGAGAGGUGCGCAGGCGGAGGGCAUGGCCGCCUCCUCGGGUACCAAGGUCAAGCGCGGCGACAUCCGGCACGCCAUCGUGGUGCGGACGAAAUACAAGGUGCAGCGGCGAGACGGCAGCGUGAUCAGGUUCGACGACAACGCCUGCGUCCUGAUCAACAAGGCUGGGGACCCCAUCGGCUCACGAAUCAACGGCGUCGUGGGACAGGAGCUGCGGAAGAAGAAGUGGAGUAGGAUUCUCAGCAUGGCGCCCAUGCAGGCAUAACCGGGGAAAGGCUGGGGGUCUGGGAGCGCCGUCGAGAUUCGUCAAUGUAGCGGCCUGGUCAUCGCGGGCUAAUUCUGCCUGGGCAG